AACUUCUCCACUUCCAUUUCCAGCUGUCCCCUUUCCGCCCACGCAGCGGCUCACUCUGAAGGAGGUGUUUGAGGACGGGAAGCCUCGGCUCGACGUCCUCAAGAGCCACUUGGUGAAGGAAGGGCGCCUGGAGGAAGAUGCGGCGCUCAAGAUAAUCAACGACGGGGCUGCCAUUCUCCGGCACGAGAAGACGAUGAUCGAAGUGGAGGCUCCCAUCACAGUGUGCGGUGACAUUCACGGGCAGUUUUUUGACCUGAUGAAGUUAUUUGAAGUUGGAGGCUCACCCAAUAACACCCGCUACCUCUUCCUGGGAGACUACGUGGACAGAGGCUACUUCAGUAUAGAGUGCGUGCUGUAUUUAUGGAGUUUAAAGAUAAAUCAUCCCAAAACAUUGUUCCUCCUUCGAGGGAACCAUGAGUGCAGGCACCUCACAGAAUACUUCACCUUUAAGCAGGAAUGUCGAAUCAAGUAUUCGGAGCGCGUGUAUGAUGCAUGCAUGGAUACGUUCGACUGUCUUCCUCUUGCUGCCCUCCUAAACCAGCAAUUCCUGUGUGUCCAUGGAGGACUGUCUCCAGAAAUCACAUGUCUAGAUGACAUUAGGAAAUUAGACAGGUUUAAGGAGCCUCCAGCCUUUGGUCCAAUGUGUGACCUGCUGUGGUCUGAUCCAUCAGAGGAUUAUGGCAAUGAGAAGACACUGGAGCAUUUCACCCACAACACUGUUCGAGGCUGCUCCUAUUUCUACAGUUACCCUGCAGUUUGUGAAUUUUUGCAGAACAAUAGUUUGUUAUCUGUGAUCCGAGCUCAUGAAGCCCAGGACGCCGGGUACCGAAUGUACAGGAAGAGCCAGACAACAGGCUUUCCGUCAUUAAUCACAAUCUUCUCUGCACCAAAUUACCUAGAUGUCUAUAACAACAAGGCUGCUGUACUGAAAUAUGAAAACAACGUCAUGAACAUCAGGCAGUUCAACUGUUCCCCUCAUCCCUACUGGCUUCCAAACUUCAUGGAUGUCUUCACAUGGUCUCUGCCUUUCGUAGGGGAAAAGGUCACAGAAAUGCUCGUUAACAUCCUCAACAUAUGCUCCGAUGAUGAGUUGAUUUCAGAUGGUGAUGAGACCUUGGAAGGUGGGACAACAGUCCGUAAGGAGAUCAUCAGGAAUAAGAUCAGAGCCAUUGGGAAGAUGGCACGAGUCUUCUCGGUCCUUCGGGAGGAGAGCGAGAGUGUGCUGACCCUCAAAGGCCUGACGCCCACGGGCACCCUGCCCCUGGGGGUGCUCUCAGGGGGCAGGCAGACCCUGCAGACCGCCACAGUAGAAGCGGUAGAGGCCCGGGAAGCCAUCCGGGGCUUCUCGCCGCAGCACAAGAUCCGCAGCUUCGAGGAGGCGCGCGGGCUGGACCGCAUCAACGAGCGCAUGCCGCCCCGCAAGGAUUCCAUGCACGCCGACGGGCCCGUGAACUUGGUAACCGCCACAAACUCUGCGGACAAGAACGGCACGGGCAAGAAAGCCCCGUAAUGCUCCCCGCGCCCCAUCGGCACCACUAAAGGAUCCAAAACUUAAUGAAUUUUAUUUAUUUAUUAUGGGGGUGGGGUGGGGGCAGGGGAGAAACCAACUUCACCUGGAGGCACGUUCAUAAUCCAGUUUGCAUCCAUUCUGUAAGAAAGGUGACCAUUUUGUAAUUUUUUUAUUUAUGUCCAAUAUAUAAAAAGUCCAUCUUUUUUUUUAAUUUAGAUACCAAUCUAACUGCUAGUGCAUAUAUGAAGUCUUGUGCUGUACAGCCGCCCUCCCCUCCGCGAGAGGCAGAGCUCGGGGGGGACUAAACGAAACGAGAGCCGUCGCAGGCCGCUGGGCCCCGACUUGGGUGCCGGCCGGAGCCGGGCCGGGCUCUCCGGGCACCUCGUGCCGUCCCCACUAGGGUUGGUUGGUUGUUCUUCCUCUCCCACCGUUGUCUUCUCCCCACACUCUGCUGUUGUUUCCUUCAGCCUCUCGGCGCCCGCUCCGUUAGCGCCCGGCUCUGGGGAAGGCACCCGGCACCACUCCGAGGUUGCACCCCGGCGGCUGCACCGCGGCUCUCCCGGGUGUUAUCCCGCGGGAGCAGCUUUUCCUGCAGGAUGAGGGUUCCGGGUGGGGGGCACGUUCUCCCCCCCCGGGCUGCAGCUCCUUCCACAGCUUCAGACUUCCAAGGCAGAGUGGGGCUGGCCGCUCCGCAGGCCUCCCCCGGGAAUCCUGCUGAUUCAGAGCACAGGAAUGAUCUCCCAUCUUUGGGAAUUGAGCUGGAGGAAGCAGCGGGGAGAUUCCUGUUGUGGAUCCCUGUGCGUGGCCGCGGUGGUGCCUCCGGUCCCCCAGCACGAGCCUUUCUCCCAGGGUCUUCCUCCUUGCACCCCCCCAGGUGUCUGGCGGCCGCUCAGGAGCCUCCGUGUUGGGAAGGCCGCCGGGAAGGGGCAGGUUGGUGCGGAGCGGAGCCUCCAACAGCACCCGGGACAGGGCAGCACAGGACCCCCUUGGGUCCCAGCUCCCUUCCCCAUGUUCGGGCUCCAUCCCUGUCGCCCGGAGCUGCCGCGCAAGGGAGCGGAGCCUUGGGAAGCAAAUCCCGCUCCUUCCGCGCAGGCGCCAGGGAAGCAGCAGCUCGGCAGCAUCCUUCCCCCACUCCCCAUCAUCCAUUCCUUCACUCCAGGCCCGCUCCAUAGGGCCCCAUCCCAGAGACGGGGUUCCCGCGGGACACUGUCCCUGCCUCCACCUUCCCCUUUUUUUCCCCCCCUUUUUUCACCCACCGCUUUGCAAACAAAACAAGCGCCCGCUGUUUGGAACCAGCUUCGCGGCCGGGGGCCGCUUCCCGUUGCCUGUGAGUAUUUCUCCCGUUUUCCCCCCGUUUCUUCCGGCAUCCCUUCCGCAUCCCCGCGGGCCGAGCGCACCCUUGCAUGCCAGGGCUUGUCGU
Nothoprocta perdicaria is the source of this 2930-nucleotide messenger RNA. It is a transcript of the gene PPP3CC, whose product is annotated as protein phosphatase 3 catalytic subunit gamma. The transcript is spliced from 13 exons. Gene Ontology annotation, biological process: calcineurin-mediated signaling. Bases 194 to 1510 code for a protein of 438 amino acids. NCBI's taxonomy places the organism in Eukaryota, Metazoa, Chordata, Aves, Tinamiformes, Tinamidae. Gene Ontology annotation, cellular component: calcineurin complex; cytoplasm. Gene Ontology annotation, molecular function: calmodulin binding; calmodulin-dependent protein phosphatase activity. The record is from RefSeq and is a predicted model, not a curated record.